This is a messenger RNA of Rubroshorea leprosula, 1678 nucleotides long. NCBI's taxonomy places the organism in Eukaryota, Viridiplantae, Streptophyta, Magnoliopsida, Malvales, Dipterocarpaceae. The record is from the annotation of a GenBank genome assembly.
AUCGAUCACAAGUCACAACUACGAACAUAUGCUCACACCUAGUCCUAGUCAAAUCUUCCGCCGUCCCCUCCUCCUUCCUCCUCUCCUCUGUCCCCUGCAAUGCUCUGACCUUUCUCUACCUCUACCUAGCUACCCAAUCCAAUAACUGAGAUGGACGUAGUGUUACCAGUCCCCGCACACAGCUCCAACUUCGACAGUUCGUGUUCUUCUCCAUACAUCACUGCUCCUUCCAGCCCUCAGCGCUUUGGCAACGUCUUCUUCAGCGCCCCCACCAGCCCCACUCGCGCUUCCUCCUUUCACCGCGACUUCAACGACGCCGCUGACAGUUCGCAGUCGGCGGUCCCCUUCGAUUGGGAGGAAAAGCCCGGAACUCCUAAAGCUGGCGGUUCCAGAAGCAAAAAUGUUAAUCAUGAUGCCAUAGAGGAAGAUUUCGAGUUCGAUUUUAGCGGGCAGCUGGAGAGAACGUCUUUAUCCGCGGAGGAGCUUUUCGACGGUGGCAAAAUCCGGCCGUUGAAACCACCGCCAGGGUAUGAUCAAGGUUCUGGUCUUUGCUCCCCGAGAUCUCCGCGAUCUCCAAAAUCACCGAAAUCGAAAAUUUCGCCUAAAAAGGAAUUAGACCCAUUUGCGGUUGCAUUAGAGAAGACGAGAAUAGGGGAAGAAUUCGGACAAAAACAGAAGAAUUCACAGCGAGGGAGACACAGAUCGUCUGUUUCUUCAUCUUCGAGUUAUGUUCAUAAAGGGAGCAGAUCUUUGUCUCCCCUUAGAGUCCCCGACAUCAUGUUCGAACCAGAUCACGACAAUAAUCAAACCGAAAAAUCAACUGCAAAUCGAACGGCGACCACUCCGAAGUCUUACGCUUCUUCCAUUCUGUCGGCGAUUUCAUUUUCGAAAAGUUACAGAAAAUGGAGAUUGAAAGAUUUUCUACUCUUCCGGAGCGCAUCGGAAGGUCGAACGGGGAAAGACCAGCUAAGAAAAUACGCGUUGCUGGCGAAGAAAGAAACAGAGGAUGUCAAGAAUUCAAGUUUCCGGUCAACGGAGAGUGUGGGAUCGGUGUCUAGCCGGAGAAGAGGACCGAUUUCGGCUCACGAGUUGCAUUACACGGCGAACCGAGCGGUGACGGAGGAGAUGAAGAGGAAGACGUUUUUACCGUACAAACAGGGGCUGCUGGGUUGCUUGGGGUUCAACCCAGGCAUGCAUGAGAUUUCCAGGGGAAUUGGGUCUAUGACACGUGGAUGAUCCAGAUCUGCUUGAUCUUGCUGAACAUAUGUAAUUCUGAUUUUUUGUUUUUUGUGCUACAAAAUUAAAUUUUUGUGGUUUUCGUGAUAUAUUUGUUUGAUUAUGGGUGUUCCUAUCAAAGAAGUAGACCCAAAAAGGUUUAGUAGUAUAUGAUUACAUCAUAAUAAAUGGAGCUCUAGAGGAUUACAAAAAAUAUGUUACAACUACAACUGCUUUUUUUGGGGUUUAUUUGGGGAAUGAUUUACUAGUGAAUUUUUGAAGUAUGUAUAGAAAUAGAAAUAGCUUUUAGUUACACUCCAUUCUCUUAUGGAAAUACAUAUUGUAAUUACCAAGAAAUUUCAUUUGUAAUGCCACACCUUUUCUUAGGGUGAAAUUUGUAAUGCAUUAUUAGGUGUAUGCAAACAUGGUAUAUCUAGCAAAUUAAUGAAGAGCAGCACAAUUG